AUGAAAGUUUCAACAAUUCCAAAGCUAGCACCAAAUUAUGUGCCAACUCCAAUGAUGAUUUUCAAUAAAGGUUCUAACGAAGACUCUAAUAGUGAAACACAUAUGGAAGAAGAAAAAAUUAAUUCUAACAAAGACUCUAAUAGUGAAACACAUAUGGAAGAAAAAAGAAUUG
Messenger RNA from Dentiscutata erythropus, 172 nucleotides. Lineage: Eukaryota; Fungi; Glomeromycota; Glomeromycetes; Diversisporales; Gigasporaceae. The record is from the annotation of a GenBank genome assembly.